Messenger RNA from Hypoxylon trugodes, 1764 nucleotides. Its product is annotated as MFS general substrate transporter. Bases 105 to 1574 code for a protein of 489 amino acids. The transcript has 3 exons. Gene Ontology annotation, molecular function: transmembrane transporter activity. Gene Ontology annotation, biological process: transmembrane transport. NCBI's taxonomy places the organism in Eukaryota, Fungi, Ascomycota, Sordariomycetes, Xylariales, Hypoxylaceae. The record is from RefSeq and is a predicted model, not a curated record.
UCGUGUUGUGGGGGUUUGUUAUAAGAUGAACUGCUGCCCAUCAUCUCAAACUUCAUCAGUGACAGACAAUUGUACCCCACACGAGGCCAUCACCAGUCGCUAAAAUGAGCACCUCAACACCCCCUUCCACCGCCGACUCCCCGGCCGUCAUAACGACAACAACCAAAGAACCACAAGAAAAGCGCAUAUGGUACCGCACGACGCUCUUCAACGCCUUCGUGAUCGGGGGCGUCGGGUUCCUAGCGCCCGGUCUCUGGAACGCAAUGUCCAACCUAGGCGCGGGUGGUGCUCAAGAGCCUUACCUAGUCAACGCCGCGAACGCACUCGUCUUCGGAAUAAUGGGAUUUCUCUGCCUCCUCGGCGCGCCCCUCUCCAACCGCAUCGGCCUACGGUGGACUCUCUUCUUAGGCGCCAUCGGAUACCCCGUCUACAGCGCGGGGUUAUACACGAAUAACCGAUACGGCAACGUCUGGCUCGUUCUCGUCGGCGCCGUAGCUUGCGGGUUAUCCGCAGGAUUGUUCUGGGCUAGUGAAGGCGCCGUCGCAAUCGGGUACCCCGAACCCGGGAAACGGGGUCGGUAUCUGAAUAUCUGGCUCUGGUUCCGAACCGGUGGACCAUUAGUCGGCGGCGCGAUUGUACUUGCAUUGAAUAACGACGCGCAUGCGAAGGCUAAGGGGAAGGUUGGAUACCAGACGUACCUGAUUUUCAUCGCUUUGCAGUGCGUCGCUGCGCCUCUCGCUCUUGCGCUUUCACCGCCGGAAAAGGUGCAGAGAUCGGAUGGGUCUAAGGUUGUGAUUAAAAGCGAGGCGUCGUUUACGGCGGAGCUUAAGGCGUUGUGGACUACGAGCAAGAGAAAGGAUAUUUUGCUCUUGCUGCCGGUUUUUUGGGCGGCGUAUUUUAAUCAGUAUAGCAGUAACUUCCAGACGUACUAUUUCGGCGUGCGCGCACGUGCGUUGAUUGGGUUUGUUACCCAAUUCGGCACGUUGUUGUCGUCGCAGCUUAUGAGUGCGCUGCUGGAUUACAAAGGUCUACCCGUGAAGCGACGCAUCGUGAUCGGAUUCUGGUAUGUGGUUGUGUGGCACAUUAUUGCCUGGGUAUACGCCUGGGUCAUCCAGGAGAAGUACACACGAAACCCACCGGCGUACGAUUGGGAGGAUAAGGGAUUCGUCGAGGGAUUCUUCGUUUUGAUACUUUGGGAAUUCUCGCGACAGGCGUUGCAGAAUUGGUUGUACUACCUCGUCGCUACGAAGACCGAUAACAUCUCCGAAAUAACCCGGUUCUCCGGUAUCCUGAGAGGCCAAGAGAGUUUCGCGCAGGCAGUUAGUUACGGUCUAAAUACUCAGAAAUGGGUUGGUGGUCGAGUACCUUUGGCUGUGAACACGAUCUUGCUUGGUCUUGCAGCAUUCCCCACUUGGCUCGUCGUCCGUGACCUUGUCCCGAUCGAAAAGGAGCCAACCUCUGACACCGACAGCCACGUAGAGGAUGGUCUUGGUACAAAUCGAAUCUUAGAUGCCGACCCGAAGGAGAAAGCAGUAAUUGGAAAUGUUAGCGUUGGGUCGGGUGCGGCGAUGUAGGGCAUUUUGAAGCAUGAUAGUAGUUUAGUUCGAAUCUAGGCUGUCGUAAUAUCAAUAUUGAGAACUGUGGAAAGCACUUGACGAUUUAUGUGGUGAUGGCAUCGUAUUUGAGUGAUUAAAUGAAUACUAGCGUAUUGGUAAGAUUGGUGGCUUGCGCCGACUCCGAUAUCUGACACUUCAAGAACAUGAC